Drosophila montana is the source of this 1577-nucleotide messenger RNA. RefSeq names its product multiple inositol polyphosphate phosphatase 1-like. The record is from RefSeq and is a predicted model, not a curated record. The transcript is spliced from 5 exons. Gene Ontology annotation, molecular function: inositol phosphate phosphatase activity; acid phosphatase activity. NCBI's taxonomy places the organism in Eukaryota, Metazoa, Arthropoda, Insecta, Diptera, Drosophilidae. Bases 149 to 1546 code for a protein of 465 amino acids.
UUUAGACGCGUUCGCGUGCGGUUCUGUUGUCUCGCGUCGCCCGUUUGCCGUUUACCGUUUGUCGUUUACCGUUUGUGCGAAUCGGUUAAGAAAUUUAUAAAACCCAUCGAGCGCAUCUCUCGAGUGCAUUUCAAAUAUUCAGAUAGUCAUGCGUCUGCUGCUGUUGCUGUUGACGGCCCUUCUGGCUCUCCUGGCCCAGGUCCGUGCCCAGCAGGACUAUUGCUUUGGCAAGGACACGGAGCGACUGCAGACGCGUCAGUUUAGCUCCAAGACAGCCUAUCAGAUUGUCAAGGGCACCAACAUGGACAAGCAAUAUCAGGUGCCCGGCUGUGAGCCCAAGAAGAUGUGGAUCUUCCACAGGCACGGCACGAAGCUGCCCUCAAAAAGCUUCAUCAAGGAGGCAUCGCGGUUGGAUGAUCUACGCGAUUUGAUUGUGAAGAAUUAUCGCGUGCUGCAUACCAAGCCGGAUACGAACGCCUUGUGCCCAGGUGAUCUGAUCGCCAUCCAGAUGUGGAAAUGGAAUACCAGCAUUACCGUCGACAAGGACGAGCACCUGACCAGCCAGGGCUACGAGGACAUGCGCGGCACUGCCAAACUCUAUCAGCACUACUUUCCCACGGUGCUGCCAAACAGAUACAACGACUCCUAUUACCUGUUCCGUCACACGGACACCCAGCGUACCACGGAGAGCUUCAAGGGUUUUGCUCAGGGUCUUUUUGGUGGCAGCAAUGUGGCCACUGCAGCGGAUAUUCCCGAGAAGGAUCUGCUGCUGCGUCCCUACGAUUACUGUUCGUUCUAUAAGACCAAAAACUACAAGGGCCCGGGUUCUGAGCAUAAGAAAUAUCGCACAAGCGCCUUAUGGAAUCAGACCAUGGAGGAUAUUGCACGUCGUUUAGGUUUCAGAGUUUUGGCCGAGGAUGAUAUCAAGCUGAUGUACGAUAUGUGCCGCUACGAGCAGGCCUGGCAGGUGGAUCGGACGAGCGUCUGGUGCGGCGCCUUCUUGCCCGAACAUGUCACUGUCCUGGAAUAUGCUGACGAGCUCAAAUACUACUACGGCUCGGGCUACGGCUUUGACGAGAACAGACGCUUCAAUUGCCGCGCCGUCCAGGACAUGCUGUCCCGCCUGAGCAGUCCCGUCUCUCCCCACGUCGUGGCCUAUUUUGGGCACUCGGCGGGUCUGCAGACGCUCCUCGUUGCGCUGGGCAUCAACGAGGACAAAGCCAAGCUGCGUGCGGAUAACUUUAACGCGAAUCGUCGCUGGAAGACCAGUUUGUUGGGUCCCUUUGCUGCCAACUUUGUGGCCGUGAAAUAUAGCUGCCCGGCGGAGUUGGACCCGGAGAAGGUCGUCUUCUUUCUCAAUCAGAAUGCCGUCGAUCUGGACUGGUGCAAUGUGGGUCUGUGCAACUGGUCGGAUGUCCUGCAGAAGUACAAAACCAUCUCGGAGGCCAACUGUGAUGAGUAUUAUUGUCCGACUGGAGGGGCAGCCGGUCGUGCCUCAAUGCUGGCCACCGCGUUGAUUGCUGCCAUUGUCUACUUAAUACAUUAGAUUUGGCUUAGAUCUGGCCAGUAUCCGGCGU